Messenger RNA from Coniophora puteana RWD-64-598 SS2, 1269 nucleotides. Its product is annotated as Clavaminate synthase-like protein. NCBI's taxonomy places the organism in Eukaryota, Fungi, Basidiomycota, Agaricomycetes, Boletales, Coniophoraceae. The coding region runs from base 15 to 1109 and encodes 364 amino acids. Gene Ontology annotation, molecular function: dioxygenase activity. The record is from RefSeq and is a predicted model, not a curated record. The transcript has 10 exons.
ACGAACCCUUGAUCAUGCCUAGCACGACCGUACCCUACGUGCCUCAUUACGAACCUGCCCCACUUACUCAGGAAAACCUGAAAUGGGCCGAUCUUGCUGUCAUUGACUUAGCGAAAGCCGGUACACCGGAAGGACGGGCUGAGCUUGCUUUGGAGGUCAAUAAGGCACUCAGAAACCAUGGUUUCUUCUACGUUAUCAACCAUGGAUACACUCAAGCUCAGAACGAGAGGAUGUUUGAUAUUGCCGACCGAGCGUUUGCUGGCGUCAGCGCUGAAGAGAAACAGCUCUAUGCAAGCAAUAUCAAACAGACCGGCUCGUACCAGGGAUAUAAGCUGAGAAACUAUUGGCAUAUCGACAAUGGAGUGCAUGACCAGCUAGAGCAUUAUAACAUCAACCGUGACACCACGAAGAAACCCCACCCAGAAGCAGUUCGACCUUUCCUACCCGAGGUCGAGUCUUUUGCGCGCUUCAACCAUCAUCUGGUAUUGCAUCCCAUUUUAAGACUCAUAGCGCUAAGUCUUGAGUUACCUGAAGAAGAGCUGGUGAAUACACACGGCUAUCAUGAGGUUGGCGAGACCUACGUCAGAUUUAUGAAGUAUUACCCUCGAUCUGACGAGGAGGAAGCAAAGACCAAUAACGUCUGGCUCAAAGGACAUACUGACUUUGGUUCGCUUACCAUCUUGUGGAGCCAACCUGUGUCUGCUUUACAAAUCCAGACAACGAACGGAGAAUGGCAAUGGAUCAAGCACAUCGACAACGCGCUCGUGGUGAAUGCCGGUGAUGCACUCGAGUUCCUGACUGGUGGCUAUUACAAGGGCACGAUUCACCGCGUUCGACAGCCACCAGCAGACCAACAGUCAUACACGAGGCUUGGAGUGUUCUACUUUGCGAUGCCUGACGAUGCGGUGAGGCUGACACCACUAACGGCGAGCCCGGUGUUGCAGCGUGCAGGCAUCCAGCGCCGCUUCGAGGACAAUGCGGCGCCGACGAUGGAACAGUGGAGAAGGGGAAGAACAAGCGCGUAUGGUGCGUCGGAGCUGAAGCGAAGCAAGGAGGAUGGGGUUGAGGAGGAGGUGAUCAACGGCGUGCUGGUCAAGCACUACAACUGAGGUCAUCCGAGUCGUACUAUCAUGCGCCAGGUCGAGGAGCGAUGAAAUCGUGCGUAGUUUCGGUCCCCUCUAUUUGAAUGGCCCAAGCUGGUAGAUAGUCUGGCACUUUUGUACAACUGUGGUACUGGGCACCCAGUGCGCUUUAUAUGUCAUCCAUUUC